UUUCCAGGGGGCAUCAUGGCGCUGGGCAUGUUUCAUAGCUUGUCGCAAACGUUGCUUUACGGUGUUCCCUCUAAAGGACUACUUCGCCGCAUAAAUCCAUCAAACUGCAUGUCAUAUAUAGGAGCAAAGAGGCAUCUCUUGUCAGAGGAUGUUGUGAAGCUUCAAGACUUCCAGCAGAGGAAGCUGGCUGUCGCUCACCAGGUCGCUGGAUCCAAAGGUAAGUAUUUUGAGGCGUUCAAUCAAAAGCUGCAGAAGAAUGAGCUCAUCUUGAAAGACGAGCUGAAGAUGCUCCUGCACAUGUGCCAGUCAUCUGAAGACAUGGUCACAGCUAAAGGCGCCAUAUACAGGUACCAUGAGGAGAACCACAAUGUCUCGUUUGGAGAGUUCAAGUUUGGACCCCUCUUCAUGAGGCUGUGCUAUGAGCUGGGUCACGAGGAGAUGGCUGCAGCCACACUGACUGAUAAGAGCUUAAAAGGGUUCUUCAGUGAUUCAACCUCCUUCAACAUCGCCAUCGACAUGCUGUUUUUGAAAGCCUGCUAUAGCAGUGCUCUCGAAGUGGUGAUACACAUGAAGAACCAGGGUGUGGGGUUCAACAAGGAUACAUACACACUGGCUGCAGGCACCUGCUAUAAACUAAAUACGCCAGAGUCGUAUCAAAUGUGCUGUGUCUUGAUCGAGGAGGGCCAGACCAAAGGAAACUUGAUUCCCAGACAUGCGUACUGCUUCGCUGUGGCACUAGCACUUAGACAGAAUGAUGUUGAAAGGGCAAAGUCUAUGUACUCCCGCAUAAUGACCACGGAGAGCAGACUAUGUCAAAAUCUCAAAGUAUUGAUUUUAGCCAUGUCCGGAAGUGUAUGGGAGGCUCUGUUCGUCCUGUCCUCCAGCUUGGUGUCCACAAGCCCUUCAUUUGUCAAGAAGAUGGAAUUUUCCCAGGAAGUGGUGGCGGUGUUGCUCUCGCGGAGCGAAAACAGCGCCCACCUGGCGAGCGUGGAGCAGAUGGUGGCCCGGCUGCAGCAGGCGGGACAGGUGAACCAGCGGAGCAUGGACGAGAUGCUGUGCCACACGCCCACGGGGAAGAGGAAGCCCACGUGGAUGAUGGUGGAGCGCCGGCUCAGCCGCAGGACCGGGAGGCCCCUGCAGUCCUCUCUGCUGUCCGAGUGACGGGAGGAGAGGCUGGGUGCGGACACAGGGGCUCUUGACCUACACCGGGGCAGGCUGAUGGAACCCUGGAACCCCGUAUAAGACUGAUGAACAGCCUGCCAUUGAGAUAUGCCUGCUCUGAACAGUAGACCUGGAGCUGGGCCAGGCAUGAUUAUCUACCUCACCACUAAGAUAAAAUGGCUUUUCUGCUGUUACUUGUCACCCCUUCAUUUAACAAUGUGUUUUUAGUACACAGUUGGUGAAUGUGAAGAUCUAGCAAGUUGCGAAGAUCUGAUAUAUAAACAGCAGCAUAAGCAGCUCAAGGGAACUUUUUUCUCCCUUGAGCGAAAAUAAAGAGGUGUGGAGUAUAUAAAUACUUGUAAUUACGUAUGAUUAAAGAUGCACACUAUUGACUUA
Molecule: messenger RNA, 1557 nt
Organism: Hypomesus transpacificus
Lineage: Eukaryota; Metazoa; Chordata; Actinopteri; Osmeriformes; Osmeridae
Gene: ptcd2
Product: pentatricopeptide repeat domain 2
Exons: 10
Coding region: 16-1161 (381 amino acids)
Biological process (GO): regulation of mRNA processing; multicellular organism development; mitochondrion organization
Cellular component (GO): mitochondrion
Molecular function (GO): protein binding; RNA binding
Source: RefSeq, a predicted model, not a curated record